Didymosphaeria variabile is the source of this 996-nucleotide messenger RNA. RefSeq lists its product as uncharacterized. The transcript has a single exon. The coding region runs from base 1 to 996 and encodes 331 amino acids. Lineage: Eukaryota; Fungi; Ascomycota; Dothideomycetes; Pleosporales; Didymosphaeriaceae. The record is from RefSeq and is a predicted model, not a curated record.
AUGGAGCAAGACCACCAAGACACCCUCCGCGACCUCCAAGCCAUGCUCGAAGAUGAAGACUUCAUCGCAUUCCUAGGCCGUCAGCCAAAGGACACCUUUGCGGAGGCUCAUGCAAAAGCGAUACACUGCUUGGCAAAGCUCGUCGCGCCUGCUACGGGGAAUGGACGCAAACGCGACGCGGGCAAAGCCGGGGGUCGCAAUCCGAAAAGGAUUCGCGGGAAGGAGCCAGGGGAUGAGGGAGAAGAGGAGGAGGAGGAGGAGGAGGAGGGAAAGAUUUACGACUGGAAGCCCAUCACCGACAUUGCUGCCUUUAUUGUCGACGAAGACACGCUCGAGCAAGUCGAGAUGUUCAAAGAGGAUGGCUCGCUCGCAGCCUUCUUCUCGCCACCGCAAGCUGAGCGGACCUACGUCACCAAGAUGGUAGGUGGCGAUGCCACCAAAUCGCUCGCGGCCCUCCUCGUCGACACGGACAACCUCAGCCGGGAGCUCAGCGGCAAUCAUAAGCUGUGGUUGUUCCACAUGCUGCUGUGGUACCGCGUAAAGGAGAUCCUCGCGCCGGGCGCCGGAGCUGGUCGCACCUUUUCAAUGGGCAAGAAGCAGCAGGACGUGCUGCAAACGCAGCUCUACUUGAUCCACAAGCGCAGCAAAGACUGGCCUGCCGACUGGUCCGUGGAUAAGACAUCGAAAUACAUUAGGCACUGGGCCAAGAUUGGUUUCAAGGUGGACAUCCUAGUCUCCGAGUUUGGACCAGGGUGCUUAUUCGUGCUAUACAAGCCGCUCACGGAAGCGUUUCUGCUGCGUAGAAUCACCAAGACCGGACCACAUCAUGAUGCGGCUAUUGCUCAGCUGAACCGCAUGGGGCUGAAAGAGUACAUGGAGAGCAAGCACUUGGACAAGUUUGGCGAUGCAAUCAUCAGCUACCUGCUGCGUCCUUUUACCGAAGCGAAGAAGUCCCGCACCGAACAGACGUACCUUUUGCAUGCUCCUAGCGAGUGA